Messenger RNA from Camellia sinensis, 414 nucleotides. Lineage: Eukaryota; Viridiplantae; Streptophyta; Magnoliopsida; Ericales; Theaceae. The record is from RefSeq and is a predicted model, not a curated record.
AUGGGGCACCAAAUAGAGGACUGCGUGUCACUCAAACAACACUUGGAGGAGCUGGCUGUAACUAGGCAUUUGGAUCAGUACAUUGACGGGGGUAUGAGGGCUGCUCCACAAGGACAAGCUGAGCCAAAUGGCCUUGCCGUCCUAGAUGCGGCACUGCAAGGAGUAAUCAAUGUCAUUCACGAAGUCAUCGAACCAACGCGGGUUUGUGAGCUAAAGGAGAUGAUCAUGAAGGCCGAGCACAUGAGAAAAGUGCUCUCUGUUCAACCCGUCGUGAAGAAAGGGAAGAUCGAGAUAAAAGACGUCUUAACUUUUUCAAGAAAAGACUUGGAAAGACUAGAAACACCUCAUAAUGACGCCCUAGUUGUGACUCUUCAUGUCAAUGACUUCAACAUCAAAAUAAUACUGAUUGACUAG